Messenger RNA from Olea europaea var. sylvestris, 1477 nucleotides. RefSeq names its product NAC transcription factor 56-like. Gene Ontology annotation, biological process: regulation of DNA-templated transcription; system development. Gene Ontology annotation, molecular function: DNA binding. The coding region runs from base 162 to 1229 and encodes 355 amino acids. The transcript is spliced from 3 exons. NCBI's taxonomy places the organism in Eukaryota, Viridiplantae, Streptophyta, Magnoliopsida, Lamiales, Oleaceae. The record is from RefSeq and is a predicted model, not a curated record.
GCCAUAACACGAUGGACCGUAUACCAAUAUAACUUGGCUAGCUGGCCAACAUUUCAGCUUAUUGUAUUUUCUUGAUUGUACUCUACUGCUCUGAUAAAUUUCCAAAAAUCCAACAAUUUGCAAGGAAAUCUUGAUAUACACACAUAGAUAAAUAGAGAAAGAUGAAUAAAUCGAUGGAGAGCCCAGAUUCAUCCACCGGUGGUUCACAGCAGCCUCAGUUGCCACCAGGGUUCCGCUUCCACCCCACGGAUGAGGAACUGGUAGUCCACUACCUCAAGAAGAAGGCGGCUGCCGCCCCUCUCCCGGUGUCCAUUAUAGCUGAAGUUGAUCUAUACAAAUUUGAUCCAUGGGAGCUCCCAGCUAAGGCUGCGUUUGGAGAGCAAGAGUGGUACUUUUUCAGUCCGAGGGACAGGAAGUACCCUAACGGGGCUCGACCGAAUCGAGCAGCGACUUCUGGAUAUUGGAAGGCCACCGGAACUGAUAAGCCUAUUUUGACUGCAGGAGGGACUCAGAAAGUAGGGGUCAAAAAAGCUCUGGUUUUCUAUGGAGGAAAGCCUCCCAAAGGGAUUAAAACUAAUUGGAUCAUGCAUGAAUACAGACUUCCCGACAAUAAACUGAACACAAAGACUCCUGGCAGUGAUUUUGUUGCCAGCAAAAAGGGCUCUCUAAGGCUUGAUGAUUGGGUUUUAUGCCGGAUUUACCAGAAGAAUAAUUCACAAAGGCCUAUAGAUCAAGAAAUAGGGGAUGAUCUGAUAGGAUCAUUGGCUAUUGGUCAACAGAACCUGCAGCAUCAACAGGGAAUCAAGUUCUCAAACUAUGGCGGAUUACUCGAAAAUAUUGAACACAACAUGUUCGAUGGAAUGAAUAACAGUGCAGUUGAUGCAAUGAACACUGGCCAAUUUUCUCUGUCAGCCUCAAAACCACAGCUUCCAAUGGUACUCACAACAGCUUCAAGUACCUGUAUACUUCAAGGGAAGAGGACAAUUCCGAAUCAGUACUGGAAUGACGAAGAAGUAGAAGCAAAUUCGCGUACAAGCAAGAAAUUUCUUUCAGAAAAUUGCGAUGGAAUAAGCAUAGCCUGCAGCAGCGCAGAUGAAACCAAUUCUAUUGCCACCAUCUUCAGCCAGCUUCCACAAAACCCUUCACAGUCACAGCCAAUGAUGGGAUCUCUUGGUGAAGGCGUUUUUCGCCGGCCGUAUCAAGCUACUGGCAUGAAUUGGUAUGCAUAAAUCAAGACUCGAAGCCGAUUUGCUCGAUAAAAGGUUACUAGAGUCACUGCCAAUGCUGGGAUCUCUUGUUUAAUUAUAUGUAUAUCUUUGAUUACUAGAGUGAAAUAAUAUUGUGUAGAAUUCACAGAAAUUAGAGAUAUAGAACCCAAUAUUACUAUUUGAAGACCUGCAGAAAAUCCUUUUUUGUUCAUUACUGUUGCUUGUUGUAUGAAUUGAAAGAUAUAUAUUAAAAAAAAUAUUGGAAUUUA